AUGGAGCUCGACCCCAAGUACGACGACUAUGACUUCCCCACGGUCGCCCCCGUUGCCGCCCCCGGCCACCCGGGCCACCUAAAGCCCGAGGAGCAGGCCCAGGUCCAUCAACUGCGCAUGCUUCUCGAGGCUGCUGGAUAUACUAAGCGUUUGGACACCCUGACUCUCCUGAGGUUUCUUCGUGCGCGAAAGUUCAACGUUGCGGAAGCCCAAAAAUGGUCCUACGGGUCUAACCUUAAGAAGGACAUGUUCAAGUACUAUCCUCAAUACUACCACAAGACGGACAAGGAUGGCCGACCGCUCUACAUCGAGAAGCUCGGCGGCAUUGACUUGAACGCCAUGUACUCAAUCACUACCUCGGAGCGCUUGAUUACGAACCUCGCUGUAGAGUACGAACGCCUCGCGGAUCCCCGUCUUCCCGCCUGCUCCCGCAAGGCUGGCCAGCUUCUCGAGACCUGCUGCACCAUAAUGGACCUCAAGGGUGUCACUCUCACCAAGAUUCCCAGCGUCUAUGCCCACGUCAAGGAGGUUUCCACACUCUCUCAGGACUACUACCCCGAGCGUCUUGGCCGCUUCUACUUGAUCAACGCUCCCUGGGGGUUCUCUACCGUUUGGGGCGUUAUCAAGGGCUGGAUCGACCCUGUGACCGUACAGAAGAUCAACGUCCUAGGCAGCGGUUACCAGUCGGAGCUCCUUAAGCAGGUCCCCGCCGAGAACCUCCCUGUAGAGUUUGGCGGCAAGUGCGAUUGCGAGGGCGGCUGCCCGUUCAGUGAUAUGGGUCCUUGGAGGGAGAGCGAAUGGACCAAGCCCGCCAAGUGGGAGACGGAGGGCGCCGCCGCUGGCGAUAAGAAGGCUGAUGAGGCCGCGCCUCCCGCGCCCAAGGAGGGUGCUGAGGAGAUCCCCGUCCCUGCUGAGGCAGUCGACCCGCCUGCCGAGGGCGUCAAGGCCCCUGCGCCCGCCUAA
Molecule: messenger RNA, 963 nt
Organism: Parascedosporium putredinis
Lineage: Eukaryota; Fungi; Ascomycota; Sordariomycetes; Microascales; Microascaceae
Source: the annotation of a GenBank genome assembly